Phasianus colchicus (ring-necked pheasant) is the source of this 14297-nucleotide messenger RNA. It is a transcript of the gene DVL1, whose product is annotated as dishevelled segment polarity protein 1. Gene Ontology annotation, molecular function: frizzled binding. Gene Ontology annotation, cellular component: cytosol. Lineage: Eukaryota; Metazoa; Chordata; Aves; Galliformes; Phasianidae. The record is from RefSeq and is a predicted model, not a curated record. Gene Ontology annotation, biological process: intracellular signal transduction; canonical Wnt signaling pathway.
AUAUAUUUUAAUGAUUAUCACUUCUGUAGUCUGAUGCAGGGGUAUGAACGGGCAGCCAGCACCAGGAGCAGAGCCACGUUCAGCAUCAGCCAUAAAGAGCAAUGGAACAGAUUCAAAUUUUGAAUUAAGGAAUUCAUUUACAGGCAGUAUUUCAGCCUGCAAAGAUUUCCCUGGUAGAUGAGGUGGGGCAGAGCUCAUGUAACUCACCAUAUGUUGUCUUUAGAGCUGUGUGGUCCAUUUUUUACAUCUUUGGGGGAAACGUGUAGGAUGAGUGUUUGCAAUUGUGUUCACAGCCUGCUCACCUGCCUUGUGAAUGAGGAAACUGCAGCUUAUAUUCAGGAGGAGGCAUCUCCUUUUGUGUUUGCAAAAGGGCAAGCUUGUUUUGGUUUGAAUUUCAGCAGCACAGAGGUGGGUCUUUUGUCUGUGUGUUUAUGGGAAGCUGGAAAGGAGCAGCGUUAUGCUUGAAAUUCAGAGUGAUGUAAGAGGUCCUGACACCCAGUCCUGCAUGAAGCCAGGUUUAAGGCCAGGUAUCUUAAAGCCAUGAAACACCUUUCUUAGCAGGUGUUUAUUUAGCCUUAUACAUGUAUUGCUGCAGCUUAUCAUCUAGCUUUUGGUUGCUUAAAAUGCUGAGAUUUCAGGGUUUUGUUUGGGAAGAAAAGAAAAGCGAGGAAGCUGGUGAGCACCUGCUGAGCUCAGCCCUGCCCCGGGGAUCCCAAGGUCAGUGUUCCUUCAGCAUCUCCACCUCUGAGCUGCAAGGACCCAAAGAGAACUUGAGAAGGCUCAACGAGGUGGCGGUGUCCUUUUGGUGACCGGUGGCUGCAGAUAGGUGCAAUCUAUGCUUUGUUCCAGGACAUCCAGCAGGGCCCUUCUCCUGGCAGGACUCAGCCUGCUGUGCACAGAGCACACCGUGCUGUUGCCAGUCCUUUGUUGGAGUGUUUGGGGGUAGUUUGACUGUACUGAGUAAUGGAGAGGAGGUGGAUGCCCUCUGGUGAUAGAGGACAAGGCACAGAUUGAAACAGAUUGAUGUUGCUUGGUCCUGUCAUUGCGUUGUGUUUGUUUUAAAGCUUGCUUGUGCCUUACAGUCUCUCUCAAUUUACUCCUUUGUUUGCAUUCUUUUCACAUAGGGACUCCUCUGUUAUUUACUAAAGCUGAUGUCUGUAAACUGCUGCUCUGAGCCGAGCAGUCUUUGCUGGUGCAGUUUAUCAGGUAAUUACUCGCCAUAUCGAGGACUGUUAUCUUUUCUUUGGUUAUGUUAUAGGUAAAGGAAGCAGCUUCGUGUUUUGCUAACCGUCUGCUUUCUGUGCUUUGAUUGUGAUAUUACAGAAUACCACGGGGGUGAGUAAUUAAGCUGGUGUUGAUCUGUAAAUGAAUCCUCUGCUCUGGCAGCCUGGAGUAAAUGUCAGAGUGCUGUAGCCUUCCAUUGCCAGCGUUUUGAAAUCUCUGUGUGUAGCUAAUGAGAAAAACACACUUAGAUCUAGUUUAAGCACAGAUAUUUGCGUGGAAUGUAGUGGAAUAGAUGCAGUAUGUGUAUGCAACCCCAGAUCCAAAGAACCAACUGUUUUCAGACAAGAUAAACUGAGUAGGUGGGUGGAAAAAAUGGAAAGGGGGAGCUCAAUAUUCUCAAAAAUUUCUAAUAUCACUUUUAGUGUUUGUUUAAUCAGUGUUUGCUUUCAUUCACUUGGCUGGGGUUCUGGCUCUGGGCAGAUGAUUCAACUUGUCUGUUUUUCCUGUCGCAGCAAAACGUGUUGUUUUUUCACAAUCAUUCAGGGUAGGUCUCAUUCUCCUUUCAGUGAUGUUAGAAGAAUCAUUCCCAAUCACCAUGAAUGUUCAGAAAUGCAGUCCUGUUUGCUUAUUUGAGUGUUCCAAGACAGGUUAUUUUGCCUCAUUUUUCUUUUGUUCAAAGAUUGAGCGGUGAAUGCUGGCAAUGCUGCCUUUAAAUUGGCCUGCAUUGUUAGCUGGGCUCACAAAGCUGGUGUGACAAUUGGAAGCUGAACGGUAAUUGAAUCAAAUACCCAUUGAAGAGCAUGUUGUUGAUAAUAAAUUAUUUGGAAGUUGCAAGAAUGUCCUUUCCCAAUAGAAUGACACUCCGUGUCCAUCUGUGGUUCUCCAAACAGAUGUGUGUGUUGCCCAGGGUGCAGAUAGCAGCUCCCCAUGCAGUGGUGAGGUGGGCCUUUCCUGAGUGCAGCAGACCUGGUGAGAAAGCAGAACUAAGAAAGCAGUAAGGAGAGAGCAUCUGUUGGUAGUAACAUGAUUUCUCUGAGUUCAUGGCAGCUCCAGCUGCUUCCUGACCCCUUUUUACUUGCAGAUCAUACAAGAACAAACAUUCCUCUCCUUACACACCCUCCAAAAAUUGGCAGAUGGGUGAACCUCUCCCAGAGCAAAAUAUGAAGAGGUCAGGUCUGUUGUCCAGAGUGAGUCCAAGAGCUGCAUCCAGCUAUCUCCUGAGGAGACCCUUUUAGGUAUUAAUGUUUUCUUGCUUACCCAAACAUGAGAAUAACCUUCGGGUAGAACUUAACCAUUUGCACUGAGAUUUUCAUCAGUUUCUGGAUGGAAACUGGCUUUUCCAGUGGAAGCACAGUGCUGUGUGAAAGCACGUAAGCCAUUUGUUAACUAUCCAUCCUGCUUCUAUCUGUAACCAUCUUUAUUUUGUUCCAAUUGCUUUGUCCUCCAUGUGCAUUCUUUGGACGUAACGUGGUGAAAAUAUCCUCCUUUCUCAUCUGCAAAAUGUCAAAUGGGUAUCAGGAAUAUCACUUUUGAGGUAGAGAGCAGGGAGGGAUGGUAUGGGCAUACAGCUCUGGGUUUUCCUGUGGCCUUCAACUCCCUUCAGUGUCAGAGCUGAGAGAAGAUUUUAAGUGUAUGUCAUAUAGAAAACCUUUGAUGUGUAGCUGUGCUUUUUUCACCUAGUUACUGCCUGCCUUUUAGCAAAGGGCAUUUGGAUUGGGCUGCCACUAGAAUGGCAUUUUCUAAAUUAAUUAAGCACCAACUGGUGGUUUAAUGAGGAUGUAGGGGAAGGAUGUGACUGGUGAUUUUGCUGAUGCUGCUUUGGGGUCUCAGCUCUCAGUGCAGGCUGCUGGGAGCCCAGUCCUCCCAUUUUCUGCUCUGGAGUUUAAUUGAGUGAGACAAGCUGCUGAGCAAACACAGAGGAAUUUACAGUGCUUCAGGAAGGAAUGACCUAAAUAUUUGCCCCAUGGUUGUGUUGUGGGUUAUCUCCAUGUUGAGUGUAAGCCACUGACGUGAGGGUUGCUUUAGGAAAUAAUGAUGGGUUUUGGUUCAUUCCCUAGCCUUGGUUAGAUGAUAUGUUAUAGAAAUCUUUUGCAAAGAUAUUCCAGCAUGUAGAUACCUAAAGUAUUGCAGAGUGAUAAGAAGUGCUCACCAUAGGUGGUUUUGACCGUAUUUCUAUUUCUUUUGAACUAAAACAUCUUUGCUUUUCUCACUGCCUCAAGAACUUUCAGUUUGCAAUGUCUGCCAUUUCAGUACUCGUGAGCAUGAGCCCCAGCAGCUGCUUGGCUGGGAGUGUCUGUGCACAUCGAUGGAUUUCAUGAAGGGGGGGAAGAGAUUCAUUCAUUCCAGACGUGUGCCAGGGAUGAAAACCCAUCGAUCUGAAAGAACUCAGUUUGUGAUGUGAUUGCAGACCGCGCUGAGUCACUUGCAGGGCUCACACCUCAGCUUUCUGCUAGGAGAGGCUUCUGAGGAUUCUGCACACAGUGAGCUGCUUGGGGAGAGCCUGGCUGUUGGGGUCAUUCAUUGCAAUGUGCCUCGUGGUCAGCCAGGAAAACAGCAUUUGUCUGCAGCUCAUUUUCAGCUGAAGGGCAGUUAGCAAGUGCACAGCGUAGCUGGUCUAAUCCAGCCUCUUUCACGGGUGGGGUGGGGGGAGAGGUGACAUUUCUUUCUCUUUCCUCUCACAAUUUGCUUUUUCUCUUCACAGUUGCUGGUUCUGUGGUCCUCGCUGCGUGUGCUUUGUUGCUGAUGGUGUAUUGUUUGAACCUGAGGGAAUGUUACUCAUAACAAAAGCACAGGUUGCUGUUAGAUACCUCACUGAGAUUACAGCAUUCCCCCAUGAUAGCAAAACAGACAAUCAUCUUCCGUCCUAACAAGCGUCCUGUGGCAGUCCUUACCCACAAAACAAUGAAGUAUUACUGUGUGAUCAUAACUAGAUGCUUGAAAUACUCCAUUAAUUAUCAGAAUGUCUGCAGAGGGGCACUGAUCAUCACUGAUGGGUUGCCUUGUGGCUUGCUGCAAAACAGAACUGAUGGCUUUGGUUUGCUUUUAAAGCACUAAAGGCCCUCUCACUGCUGGUUCCCCUCCUGCCAACUGCAGGAGGGGAUCAUAAAGUGAUGAAGCUGUUACUUCUUUCUUCCAGUGAAACCUUGUAGCUGUAGUUAAAAGCAUAAAGCGAUGGGAAAAAAUAUUUUCGCUCUGUGUCAACUGAAUAUUACCUGUUAAUUUCAAUAAUAGUGGUACAGAUGAUUAGAAAAAGAGACAAAGCAGACACAUCUCUGCUCUUCUGCUGCUGUAAAUCAGUGUCCCAGCCCUAUGGCUGUGGGGUUGUGUGACCCAUGGAUGCUGGUGAUGUCUUUGGGCCUUGCACUCCAGUGCAGAUGCCAGGGCUGUAUGUCACAGAGCUGCCAUCUGCUCUGUAAGCAGAGCAAGCCAAUUGCACCACAGCAUAUGGAAAUUUGUAUUCCAGAAGCCCUCGUUCACCAGCAAAAUGCAGAUGUUCAUCACAUUUCCCUUUGCGGUUGGUGGUGCAGUGGGAAAUGUUUUGGUUGUGAGUACUGUGUGCUGCUUCAGUGGGCUUCCAUGGAAGUUCCUGCAAGUGCAGAUGGCAUGUGAUGAGCAUUGCUGCAGACCACGGUGUGCUGUUAGCAACAGCAGUGGGCAGUGGAGUGGGAAAUCUCUGGGUGUGCCAGGCUGGGGCUGCAGGAAUCUCCAUUUGAGCCCAGGAUGUCUUUGAGUGCUUGCUUCCAUAAGCAUUUCUAACCAGAGGAGUUGAUUCCAUUUCUUUAUACUCUCUACAGGAUUAAAGAGAAAAAGGCAAAACUUGGAAGGCUCUUGUAUCAGAACAGAUGUACUGCAAGUAUCCUAGUCUAGGAAGGAAUCCAUCUUUGGCUAAACUGUGUGCAUGCUGGGAAACAGGUCAUGCUUUUAUUUUUUGUUUAUCACUAUUAACCAGUAGUCAACCUGUUAGGACAGUUGGGAAUCUCCCUUCAGAAACUGCCUUGAGUCUUUGCAGUGGAAUUAUAGAGUUUUUUUCAGGGCUGCCCUUACCAACCUAUUCUUAUGCAGCUCUCUCCAUGACCCAAGAUAGCUCUUCUGGAAAUACCAAGCUGACCUUAAUGCUUGUGUUCCUUCCUCCAUGCUCUGCCUGCACCCUAAGUGAUCAGGUUAAGAGCCCAUUGUCUCUCUAAGGUCUCUCACCAGCCUGGAGGCUGCAGCUGAAAGUCUCACAAGCUCUUUGGAGUGAACUUUCUUCUGGUCUUUCUAUGGACAAGCCUCCUCAUCUCCUUUCUUUCUUCUUCCCAUUCCAGUGUGAAGAGAAUGCCUGCACGGACUAAGGCACUGGUUUGGGAUUUGAGGUCUGAGUUCUGUUUUUCUCUCUUCUGUCUCCUUUGAAUUUGACCUUGAGUAAAUGAUCCAGCUCCUGAUAUUGCAACCAGUUAAACUCAUGCCUCAUUUAAUUUAUGCACAAAUUGUACCUUUGGAGGAGACUGUAAGCAAAUUACGAUUACAUGCCCAGGAAUCUUGUAAAUACAAGGCUUUAUCUUUUGGGUUUCAGUUCCCGUUUGUAAGGUCUUUUAAAUAAACUGAGUCUUGCUUCCAACUGACCCAAGCACUGAGUUUGCAUGCACGGAAGCAUACCAGUACAACUCCUGGUAUCUUAUCAGAUUUCUUUCCUUUUGUUUAGCUGGAUGGCAGAGGCUCUCCCUCCCAUCCCCACCCAUUGCUGUUCUGUUACAGUGGUUUCAACAGAAGCUCUUUGCAGUGACCAGCUCCGUGAUCCUUCCACCUCUAUCUGGGUAAUACCUUCUGUUGAAUUUGCUGUUGUGGUAGGAUUCUUAAAAUUGCAGGAAAAAAAAAUGAUUUGCCACUGCAAAGACUUUUGGGGCUGCUGUCAAAGUGUUUAUUUCUCGUGACCUAUUUUGGUUAUAGACCCAAGCUGACAAAAACUGAAAAAAAAGGUACAGUAAAUGGAACAAAACUAAAUGAGCCUGGAGACUGCUGAGUACAGGGCUGAGGAGGCAGAAAGGAUGUGUGACAACAUUUGUCCUUAUUAGGAAAGGGAGAUGCAAAGAAGUGUCUGACACUAAUUACAUUUUGCUCUUAGCAGGAGAAGGAGCUGCACAGCAGCAGCAGGUGAUGGCAGGAUGCAGGUGCUGCAGAAAGCAGAGAAAACAUGAAUAUGGAGGAGGCUGUGGGCCAGCUGUGUUGCUUUAACUGGAGAUGAAGAGCUGCUCAUCCAAGGGAGAGGCAGGAUUCCUGAUGUCAUGGGGAAAGCUGGGGGUAUGUGGUCAUGACAGAUUAUCAAGCAAGUGCUGUGCUCGUAGACAUGCUCGACAAGUUCCUUCAUUCAGCCUUUGCAAAAACUCUCAUUGGCUUCAGUGGGACUAGAAAAUAAACCUGCAGUGGUACAGGGUGUGCUUUCCAAAGAGCUUUGGAUGCUUGGAAUAAAGGUAAACUAAAUAAUGGACCUAUUGCUUGUGUUGGACUGCCUGAAAGUGGGUGUAGGAUUUGUUUUGCAGUGUCUCAUGCAGUGCAUCGUCAUCAGCUUUGAAUCAAUGGUUUCCAAAGCAAAGUGAAUUUAUUUGUUGUUCUCGGUGCUGUUUCAGGUCUUGAGCUUGUAAGAAUGAUCUGUAGGGUAGCUGGGAGUCCUGUUCCCUGUGUGAUAUUAGGUAGAUGCAUGUGAAGGAGAGCAAUCAAACAGUUAAUGCUGGAAAGCCUGCCUCUUCUGUCUUUCAAAUUGUCCCAGCAGGGGUUGCGUUUCAUGGUUGACAUUAGCCAUGCUGUUCCAGCUCCUGCUUCUUUCACAUCCCGCUUUUCAUCCCCCCUCCCUCCUUAUGUCUUUUUUUAAUACAUCUCUUAUUCAAUGUGGUUAAUAAGCAAAUUUGUCAUCUGCUUAUUUUUGUCUUUGCUAACACACUUCCCCCCUCUCCCCCCUUCCCUCUCAGUCCAAAUUAACAGUAAGCCAGCGAAUUGAAGAUAAUGCUACUGUGAAUUAUCCUUUGCUGCAGGGCAGCUUUGCAUUUUUAGUACCAGCCUGACUGCAGUUUGUGCUACCAAAACCAGACAGAGCUGGGCCUUUCCCCUGGCAGAAGGAAAGGAGGGGCAGAGUGGCCACUCUUCAGAGGGCUGUUGUUGGGAGCAUCCCCAGCUGCUCGUGGCCUUGGCCUCCAAGUCCCCCAGGUGUACACAAGUUCUCCUUUCUUAGGGAUACAGAACAAAGGGGUGAAUAUUACUCUCAUCCUACUGGUGUUGCCCUCACCCUACUGGUGCAGUGUGAGCUCCCUUUAGGAGAAUCACUGCUGCUGUGUUCUGCUGCCAUUCCUGAAGGCAGCGGUUCGUCGGGCUGUGCGCUCUUUGUUUGGGCUGUGCACGUGAAACCUUGGCUCCUCAAGGCUCUGCAUCUCAACCUAAAAGCUGGGAAGGACCUGUUCCCUAGGCUAGGCACUUAAUUGGCUCCUAUUUGCUGCUAGCUUUUUCAGACCACUGUAAUUACCGUGGUGACACUGAUGUGAUAGGUGUGAGCGUGUAAUGAAGCCGGAGUAAACACACCAGGUUUUUCAGCUGGUGGGGAAAGGAGUUGCAUUGUGCUCUUGUUUGCUUUGAUAACCAUUGAGCAGUAGGAAAGCUUUUCAGCUGGCUGAGGGGGCAGUUUAGGGAAUUGAGACCAAAGUGCAGCUCAGUGUGUUUGGGAGCAGGGAUCACUGUGUUGUACUGGCACUGGGGAACAGCCCAGAGAUCUCUUGGGAGUGGUAAGGCUAAAUCUAAAUGGGGAUACAUUGACACAGGGUGGUAAAAUGACAAAGGGGAGAAAUCCACGAAGCGUAGCUCCUCUCCUUUUAAAGAUGAGGUCUUGCUUUUUGUCCUUCAAUAAGAGAGGAAUUAAUGGGAAAUGAGCGAGUAGAAAUUGUAAUCACUGACAGAGUGACUGUGGCCUGGAAUAUACUGGAUACAAGAAGCAAUUCGUGGCAUAAUUAUUUAGCCAAGCCUGGCAGAGUGACCGUAGGCUGCUUCCAGUGAUUGUCUCUGGACACGAUUAGCUUUGACAACCUUGGGUCUGUCACUCACAUUCCAAUAAAAUGUGUUGCUUCAAAUUAAGCAAAACGGGAACUUUUAUCUUUUUUUAGCUGUUAGAAACUUGUGGCUCCUAUUGUUCCUUUCUCCCUUUACCUGAUGGCUGUUAGGAGUGAUGGCAGCAGGGAUUUGUCUGAGUUCCAAGCUGCUGCCAAAGCUCUCCACUCCAUGUCCAUUGGUAACUGGGGCACUGUGAGCUCCCAGCAGCAGAUUGAGCAUCGUAAUUAGAAGCUGUACAUGUUUGAUUUCUUUGGGCUAAUGUCAUAUAGUUCAGGAAUUGGCUUUGUAAUGGCACACAACUGGAACGUGUGCAAACACUCACAGCAUUACAUUAAUGUAGAUUAUAGUGGGUCCUUCUUUUCUCUAUAAGCUAAGUGUUGCCUAAUGAAACCAUUGUCAGACAUCUGUCCUUUGAGGUUUGUUUUGCAUGGUCCACUUUACUGAUCUUUUUUUCCCCUGGAUGAAUGUUUAAUAAGUACACAGAGAGCUAACAGCAGAGCUAAGGAGUGAGAAAAGGUCUGUAGAAAGUUCAGUGCUGGCACUCUGCUGAAGGUCCUGCCCUUGUGAGCCACAGCUUUGAUACUUGCUGACAGCAAAGGGGAGCAUACUAUGGAGAGAAGAGAGAUAUUAAGAUGUUUUGACUGUACUGACUUAUUAAAGCUCUGCAUGAUUAAUUGAAUUUUAUUCUGAGUUAUUUGUACAGAAUUGCCAGCCUAAAGAUAGUUAUAAGUGCAGUGAUAGUUGGACAAAUUACAUGAAUGACUCCAUUCUGACUGGGUUUGUUGUAGUGGGAACAGUUAUGCAGAAAGUUUCACCUCUUUCUCACCCAUAGUAUCUCUUAUUUUAAAGCUUCUUUUUCUCUUUAGACUCCAGGGAUCACUAAUUAGGAUAUCAUCCUCUGUUGGUUGGUAACUCCUGGUGAGUGUAGCAGAGAUAGGACUUGGCCACAGCACUGUGGACUCUAGCACUGCUGGGGCUGCCCUUAUCUGGCUCAGCCAAGCUGUGUGCUGUGCUCAGGGAAAGCAGAAUGAGGGAAUGGCAAAGCAGAGCUUUACUCUGAGAGAUGCUGCCUUCAUCCUUCUGCAGAAAUAGGGGCUGGACAGCUCAAGAAGCUUUUCAAGUUUUUAUGGUGUGGGUUGGCGAGUUGGAGCUGUUCAGCCACUUUUUAUGGGUUUGUAGCAAAAGCUGCAACAAGAUCAGACUCAGCACUUCACCUGCUGCAGCUUUCCCAUGUUUGUUGAUGUUGAGCCCAUGGGAAGUCUGACCUGUGAAAAACUGCUGUGUGCUGUGGGUUGUGGCUUAGCUGGCAAAUGGGAUUUUGGUGCUUGCAAACAGUGCAGUAGGAAUUUGGGCUCUUCUCAUUAGUUUCAACCUGAUACGGCAGCAGCUUUUGCUUCCCAGAUAGGAUUUGGGAAGAGAUUUCUUAUAGAAGUGCUUUGUGUCUGAGGGUUGGGCACAUCCUCCAGUCUAGAGAAACAAGCCACUCCAUCCAUUGAAAAUAAGACAAUAAAGGCAGGAGGGCCUUCUGGUUACAAACUAAACUGGUGGAUGGAUUAUUUGUUGCUUUUCUUUUUCCUUCUUGUUCAGUUCCUUGUGAAAUUCCUCUCCGGAGCUGCAGUGCUAACCCAGCUCAGAAGGACCCUGCGCUGUCAGCCCUGCAGUGCUCUGCCACGUCCUGCAGCUGCAAUGAGCCUUUCAUCUCGCCUUUUAGAUGAUGGUUUUCCCUGCAGAAGGCUUAUCUCAUACUGUAUGGUGCCAGGAUAAUGAGAGCCUACUUUUUGUUUCACGGGGCUUUAAAUAAAUAAAGUAAUUGGCCCUGUGUUUCCCCCUUCUCUUCCAUACUAAUGCUCUGAGCUUUAUUUACUGGUAAAUUAAGGCAGAGGUUCCAUUGCGUUCGAUGUUUAAACCUACAAAUACUCAUUUAGAAGUCAAAUGUAGCGGGGCUUAGGCAGGUUGGGAAUGAAAGCUUUGCAUUUUGUUUGCUGUCCCUUUUGCAUAUGGAAGAGGUUCAGUUCCCUCCCUGUGAUGCAUGAACUCUGAACAGCUUUUAUCUCGCUGUUUUUCUCAGCAGUCUCUGAAACGACUCCUGAAGGAGGUGGGGAACCAAAAGGGCAGAGCUGGGCAGGCCAGGAACAAGCAGCUCCUGCAUCAGGAUGCUCUGCCAGCUGCUGGGCACUCCUUAACAUGGGCAUGGUGUCAGACAUCCAUUCCCAUUUUGGAGUGCUGGCGCGUCCCACCCUGACUUAGAAGGUGGUAGCUUAUGGUGAGCAAUCUCCAUCCCAUAUGGGCACACCUCUAAAGGCUGGAUUUUGUGACAAAUUGCAGCUCUCUUUUUUGAUUCCUGACCAAACUUGUAGGCCCAGUUCCUCUUUGAAGUUGAGGUGUGGGUGGAAUCGUGAAUGGAAGAGGUCUGAUCCAGCUUCUCAUUACACUACCAGCUCAUCUUCCAGCGUUGCAGUCCCACCAAAAUGUUAGAGGCUGUAUUUGCUCCUAAGGAGAAAGGGGCUUGGAAGGGGUACCGACAAGGGCAACUUUGUCUUGUGAUCUGCAUUCCAGAACACUUUGGCCAUGGAGACCAUCCAGUGCUGGAUAGCUGCAGCAGCCACAAGGUAUCUGGAGCCUGGGAGUACUGGAGCCACAUAUGGAUAACCUGAUUGGCAUUAGUUCCUCUUUAGCAGUUAGGGUGGUGAAGGAGGAGAUCUCGGAUGACAAUGCAAAGCUGCCCUGCUUCAAUGGAAGAGUGGUGUCCUGGCUGGUCCUGGCUGAAGGCUCCCAUUCUGACACAGGCUCACAGUGCACCGAGAGCCACGCAGACCUUCCACCUCCCAUCGAGAGGACAGGUGGCAUUGGAGACUCUCGGCCUCCGUCGUUCCACCCAAAUGCUGCCAGCAGUCGGGAUGGACUGGACAACGAAACAGGAACAGAGUCAGUUAUCAGCCACCGUCGAGACAGACAUCGGCGGAGGAAUAGAGAAGGGCACGAGGAUGUCCCUCGAAUCAAUGGCCACCCCAAACUGGACAGACAUCGUGAGCACCCUCCUGGUUACGACAGCUCUUCUACCAUGAUGAGUAGUGAGCUGGAAUCCAGCAGCUUCAUCGACUCAGACGAUGAUGACAACACCAGCAGGUUGAGCAGUUCCACUGAGCAAAGCACUUCAUCACGGCUCAUACGGAAGCAUAAGCGCAGGAGGAGGAAACAAAGGAUGCGGCAGAUUGACAGGUCAUCCUCGUUCAGCAGCAUCACAGAUUCCACCAUGUCCCUAAAUAUCAUCACUGUCACACUCAACAUGGAAAAAUAUAACUUCCUGGGAAUCAGCAUUGUAGGACAAAGCAAUGACCGGGGUGAUGGUGGCAUAUACAUUGGCUCUAUUAUGAAAGGAGGGGCUGUGGCAGCAGAUGGACGAAUUGAACCAGGAGACAUGCUUCUGCAGGUGAAUGAUGUCAAUUUUGAGAACAUGAGCAAUGAUGAUGCAGUACGGGUUUUACGGGAAAUAGUCUCCAAGCCAGGACCUAUUAGCCUAACGGUAGCCAAAUGCUGGGACCCCACUCCCAGGAGUUAUUUCACCAUCCCCAGGGCUGAACCAGUGAGGCCAAUUGACCCUGCAGCGUGGAUCUCUCAUACCACAGCCAUGACGGGAGCGUACCCCCGUUACGGUAUGAGCCCCUCCAUGAGCAUCACCACAUCUACCAGCUCCUCACUAACAAGCUCAAUUCCCGAUUCGGAAAAAUUAGAAGAAUCUCCCUUAACUGUGAAGAGCGACAUGGCUACUAUUGUCAAGGUCAUGCAGCUGCCAGACUCAGGCCUUGAAAUCCGGGACAGGAUGUGGUUAAAAAUUACCAUCUCCAAUGCAGUAAUAGGAGCAGAUGUUGUUGACUGGCUUUACACACACGUGGAAGGCUUCAAAGACCGACGGGAGGCUAGGAAGUAUGCCAGCAGCAUGUUAAAACACGGCUACCUCAGGCACACUGUGAACAAAAUCACCUUCUCAGAGCAGUGCUAUUAUGUCUUUGGAGACCUCUGUGGCAAUAUGGCUGCACUGAACCUCAACAAUGGUUCUAGCGGAGCCUCUGAUCAAGAUACCCUUGCUCCACUUCCACAUCCUGCUGCUCCCUGGCCUUUAGGCCAAGGAUACCCCUAUCAGUAUCCUCUGCCCCCUCCGUGUUUUCCACCAGCAUACCAAGAUCCAGGCUUUAGCUAUGGUAGUGGCAGUGCAGGGAGCCAGCAGAGUGAAGGAAGCAAAAGCAGCGGCUCGAACCGAAGCAACAGCGAGAACAGCAGGAGGGCUCUUGGCAGAGAGAAGGACCGCAAGUCGGCGGGCAGUGGCAGUGAAUCUGAGCACACGGCCUGCAGCGGUGGCACCGGCACGGCGCGCCGGGAGAGGCCUGUCAGCCAGCUCAGCCACCGCAGCCACGUCUCUGCCACCCACAGCGAGAGGAGCCACCACAGCCAUCAUUCUUACGGGCCUCCGGGUGUCCCACCCCUCUACAACCUCCCCAAAUUGGGUUCGAAAGUCUACGGGACGAGCGGACCCCCUGGAGGGCCUCCGGUGAGAGAACUGAGCUCCGUUCCUCCGGAGCUGACGGGGAGCCGGCAGUCGUUCCAGAAGGCCAUGGGCAACCCUUGUGAAUUCUUUGUUGACAUCAUGUGAGAGGAAGUGCCUUCAGACUCUGCUUUGGGGAGGGCCGGGGGUGGAUCGUUUUGGGGCCGGGUGGGAAACGUGGUCAUUGUCGGACACUUAAGGGAAGAAAUUUGUCUGUUUUGCAUGUCACGCCUUCCCGGUUUGCAAUGGUGUGUUGCAGAAAAACCAACAAUAUGAAACAACAGCAACAACAAAACACACACACACAAAAAAAAAACCCCACGAAACAAACACAAAAAAACCCCACCAACGCCUAGGAUUGUUCAAUAUCUGCAAGUCGAUGGCGUCUUCUCUUUAUCCUCCCGUUUUUCUUUCUUCCCUUCUUGUUUUUUUGAUUGUGGUUGGCUGGUGUAUAUUCACAUCUUAAUGAGCUUUGGUAAUUGUGGCACCUACUUUCAGUGCAAUUAGUGUAUCUUUUGGGCUGAUCCGAGGACUUCUUAUUUCACGUGACUUCUGAAUUUCCAGUAAUGCAUAACGGCACUUUUAUUUUCCUGUGCUUUUUCUCCUGCAAGGAAAAACAAAGGAUUGUUGGCUGGUAUCUGUGAUACUGCCUCGUAAUGCUGGUGCUUGGAUGCAUCAGUCAGCACUAAGCAGAUACAGCACCUGUGAGUACAGACCAUACAUGCUUGGGAAGGAGCAGGCACAGACCAGUUCCCAGCAGAAAGCCAAGUUGUGACUGCCUUCAACUGCCUAGAGAGUGUAAAUCCAUCUUCCUUAUUCUUCAGAUGUCCAUUAUUCUGUGAAGGAAAUGGUGGAAUCUUGCUGCUGUACGUGCUCCUUGUGCAGAACCUGUAAUUUUAGUUCAUUCAGUUUUGUAGCUGCAGUCUUUUCCUGGGCAUUUCGGUCACAUCGCUGCUGACAGAUGUCUGUUUGUUUUUUUUUUUCUGGCUAUGAUUUGCACUUGCUUACUAGUUUUAAAAGUUGUCUCCACAGAAAUAGAAAGAUUGCUGCAGCGUGAUUCUGUUGGCAUAGCUGCAGCUUUUCCCUCUGGAAGGGACAUAUUCCCCAUUCAAGCAGAGACAGAGAAAUCCUGGCUCCCACUGGGACGUGGCUUUUCAUUUUGACCACCUCUCCUUCUGUUCUUCAUUUCUAAGCAGUAUCUUUUCCUUUUUUUCUCCCCAGCUUAAUCUCUGCUUUGAAACAGAAACCUGGAGAUACCUAACCCCAAUUGCUGAGUUACCCACAGGAACAUGUCCUGAACACCAGUGGGAAUUAGCUGUUAGCAGAGAGGUGAGAGCAGCCCAUGAGUGGUACAGUGAGUGAGUCCUUGUGCCUGACACUGAGCACAGCCUGUGCUAAAACUCCUGCUGGGAGCUUUCACUUAAGCAACUGUUUCUAGCAGGUUUUAGGACAGAGGCUUUAAAAU